Messenger RNA from Olea europaea var. sylvestris, 504 nucleotides. Its product is annotated as polyadenylate-binding protein-interacting protein 11-like. The record is from RefSeq and is a predicted model, not a curated record. Lineage: Eukaryota; Viridiplantae; Streptophyta; Magnoliopsida; Lamiales; Oleaceae. Gene Ontology annotation, molecular function: RNA binding. The coding region runs from base 1 to 489 and encodes 162 amino acids. The transcript is spliced from 7 exons.
AUGGAUAGAUGGUGGGUGAUGGGGUUGGGCGACGAUGAUAAAAAGGUUACUGAAGAGCAACUUGCAGCAUUAUUCAUUAAUUGUGGGCAGGUUGUGGAUUGUCGCGUUUGUGGGGAUCCUAAUUCUGUGCUUCGUUUUGCCUUCGUUGAAUUCACUGAUGAAGAAGGGGCAAGAAAUGCUUUGAGUUUGGCCGGAACUAUGUUGGGAUAUUAUCCAGUGAGAGUGCUGCCUUCGAAAACUGCAAUUGCACCUGUUAAUCCAACAUUCUUGCCAAGGUCUGAGGAUGAAAGGGAGAUUUGUGCCAGAACUAUCUAUUGUACAAACAUUGAUAAGAAGCUUACGCAAGUGGACGUCAAACUCUUCUUUGAAUCUAUUUGUGGAAAGGUUCACCGCUUGAAAUUGCUUGGUGACUAUCAGCAUUCGGCUCUUAUAGCUUUUGUAGAGUUUGUAAUGGUAAGAACAAUGGGCUUCUCAUUCAUUUAUGCUUGACUACAAUUAAAUUUA